Messenger RNA from Anopheles bellator, 1039 nucleotides. Its product is annotated as mite allergen Der f 7-like. NCBI's taxonomy places the organism in Eukaryota, Metazoa, Arthropoda, Insecta, Diptera, Culicidae. Bases 78 to 839 code for a protein of 253 amino acids. The transcript has 5 exons. Gene Ontology annotation, molecular function: lipid binding. The record is from RefSeq and is a predicted model, not a curated record.
CAGUGUUGGGCAUCUUGGUAAACUCUUCUCCAGCAGUGGUUAGUUGUCAAGGAGUGUGUCAAGGUUUCGUGCCAGAAAUGCGUGUCCUUUCGGUGGCUGCCUUCGGGCUCGUGUGCGUCCUGGCGUUGGUCGGUGCGGUCGGUACCGAGAUCGAGGAUGAAACGCAACGCAACACACCGACGUCCGCCAACAUGAACAGUUACGUCGACGUGAUUAUGAUCCAGGUGGGACCGUGGAUGAACCAGAAUCUCGUUCCCAUGGCGCUGCCCGAUAUCGUGGAAGGAUUCGAGCACCGCCCCAUUCUGAUCACCUACCACGGCGAGCUGGCCCUCACGAACGGCGUCUUCCACACGAUCCACAGCGUGGGGCGCGACGGGAACGCCAUGAUGCACUACGAUCGCCAACUGCUGCGCGUGACCGUCGGUGGCAACAUCCGUCAACUGGGCUUCACCUACGCCUACUCGGCACACAUCAUGGACCUGGGUCCGAGCGGAUUCGUUGACGUCGACGUCGCUACGAUGACGUUCGCCAGCGAGUUCAUCAUCGAUCUGACGGAUUUCCACAUCUGGAUGCAGGACUUCCGGCUCACCAACAUGGGCAAUCUAAACAUCCGCUUCCGUGGCAACAUUCUCGUCGACUGGCUGCUCAACAUUUUCGUCAGCGUCAUCACGACCAUCUUCCGGAACACGAUCACCACCGUCGUCUCGAACGGAGUGCGCGAUUUCCUGCAGGCCACCAUCGACAGCAUGAACGCUGGGCUGCAGGGAGGCGGCCGGGCCGUCAGCGAACAGGACGUGGUCGUGUUGGUGGAAAAUCUGAAAAAAGUGCUCAUCAACUAGAGCAAAUAGAUGGCGACGGACGGCGGCUACCAUCAGCAGCAGCAACGAGUGACCUGAUGUCGUCGUCGGAAGGCGAUGAUUUCGUUUUUUUUGUCGCCGUUGCAAUCGAUGAAGCACUUUCUAGGGUUUUCGAUCCACAUUUCGUGGUUAUACUUUUACUAUCGGUUUACGAAUAAAUGAGUUGCAGUGAGUUGAACGUU